Molecule: messenger RNA, 603 nt
Organism: Ambispora leptoticha
Lineage: Eukaryota; Fungi; Glomeromycota; Glomeromycetes; Archaeosporales; Ambisporaceae
Source: the annotation of a GenBank genome assembly
AUGGAAGACUUACGCACACUUCCGUCAAAAGAUGCAAAUGCAUUUUCACGUUUUGUACCCCGAGAAACAGCAACCGUACCAAAGUUCGCAACCUUCCUACCAACAGAAAGUACUUUGCCAAAGUCUCGGGAUCAAAUCAUCAAUAGCCCAAGAGCCGAUGUCUUCUUUCGGUAUGAUUAUAAAAGCAACAAUGGACGAAUUUCAACACAAAAACUAGUAACUGGCUCUCCAACUGGUUCCUUUUUUGAGUUUCAUGAUAAUACUUCCUCUGCAUUAUCAUCAUCUUCAAAUUCAAGAUCACCUUCACCGACAUCCCAUGACAUAAGUAGCAAUAACAGUAAUAAAUCGAAAGGGAAAGAGAAAUCUUUGAAAAGAAAGAAAAAACUCGGAAUUCUUGAUUCUGAUUUAUCUUCUGCUGAGGAAACGGAGGAUAAGAAAAUAUUAAAAGAGAGCAUCGAAGAUACUCAUAAAGCCUGGGACGCAUUCAAUAGUGUUCUUAAUGGAAAUGAUCCUCUUACAAAAACUGGGAAAAAGAAAAGGAAAGGAAAGGUCUCCAAUAAUAGAAUGCGUGGCGGUCGUGCAAGAAAAAGGGUUUCUGAAUAA